AUGGCAACUCCUCUUGAACAUUCUCAAAUAAUUCUUCCAAUUGCAUCUAAAACGAUACAAGCAUUUGGAACAAUACAUCAAUAUAAAAUUCCAACUUUUCUUCUUAUUUGGCUCGAUCAAAGUAUUGAUGAAGUUCAUAAUAAUGAUUCUCGUCAUACAUUAAAACAAUUACGUCAAGUAAUUAACAUUGUACAUACAUUUACAAAUGUGAAACAAUGUAUCGAUUUUAUCAAUAAUAUCAAAGAAGAAAAGAUCAUUUUAAUCUCUUCUGGUAUAUUUGGUCAAAUAAUUGUAGAGAAUAUACAUAAUAUGACACAAGUUAAUGCUAUUUGUAUAUAUUGUGCAAAUAGAAAUAAACAUGAACAAUGGGUUCAAAAAUGGACAAAAGUGAAAGGAGUUUUUACAAAUAUUCUACAUAUUUGUGAAGUAAUCAAACAGAUCAUUAAACAAGACGAUCAAAAUUUCAUAUCGAUGAGAUUUAUUUCUGCGAAUAAAGAAAUCUUAAAGGAAAAAUUAGAUCAAUCAUUCAUGUUUACUCAAAUUCUCAAAGAAAUUCUUUUAACUAUCGAUUAUAAACCAAUACAUUUUGAAGAAUUUCUCAAAUAUUUUCGUGAACAAUUUGUCAAUAAUUCAAUUGAAUUAGCAAAUCUUGAUAAAUUAGAAAGAGAAUAUCGUCGUGAGGAAUGUAUUAAAUGGUAUACAUUUCAUUCUUUUCUUUAUUCAAUGCUUAAUCAUGCAUUACGUUUCAUGGAAAUCGAUUUAAUUCUUAAAAUGGGUUUCUACAUUCGUGAUCUUCACAAACAUAUUGAACAACUUCAUUCCGAACAAUAUCUCAAAAAGAAAAUUUUAAUGCAAUUUACUGUUUAUCGUGGUCAACUUCUCUCUCAAACAGAUUUUCAUCAAUUGAAGAAAAAUAUCGGUGGACUCAUUUCAUUUAAUAACUUUUUAUCAACCAGUAAAGAUCGUCAGAUUUCCUUAGAUUUUGCUGGUUCAAUUGCUAAACCGUCUGACAUGGUCAGUAUUCUUUUUAUUAUAGAAAUUGAUCCUUCAAUACCAUCAACACCUUUUGCCAAUAUUCAACAUUGUAGUAAUUAUCACACAGAAGAAGAAGUUCUUUUCUCGAUGCAUUCGGUAUUUCGUAUAAACAAAAUCCGAUGUUCCAAUAUCGAUCAACGUAUUUCGGAAGUUUAUUUGAAAGUUGUUAGUGAUGAAGAAGAUUCUCAAUUGAAAGAAUUGACGAAAAGUAUACGUAAAGAAACAUUUCCACAUUUAGAUGGUUGGGCUCGGUUGACCGAAUUAUUGAUAAAAUUAGGAGAAUUGAAUCUUGCUGAACAAAUUUGUGAAAGGAUACAAAAACAAACACUGACUACACAAGAUAAAGCAGAUGUUUAUCAUCGAUUGGGAAUGAUUAAAAGAUAUCAGGCGAAGUAUCUCGAAGCAAUUGAUUUCUUUCAAAAAUCGGUUCAAAUCAAAGAAAUGAUUUCGUCGAUAAAUCUUCUCGAUUUAGCUGCUUCUUACGGUUAUCUGGCUUUAGUUUAUGAAAAUAUUGCCGAUUAUUCAAAUGCUCUAGUCUAUUACGACAAAAUCGAGAAAAUCCUUGAAAAAAAUCCAAAUUCUUUAUUUUUAGCUACUUUUUGUAACAACAAAGGUGUUUUAUACACAAAGUUAGCCGAUUAUUCACGAGCAAAAUCAUUACAAGAAACGGCCCUGAAUAUGUACAAAUCGAAUCUGCCUGAAAACCAUCCAAAGUUGAUUACAUCGUACAAUAGCAUUGCUUUAAUAUGCAAUAAAACGGGGAAGUACAAAGAAGCAUUGACAAAUCAUGAGAAAGCGCGUCAAAUUUGCAUCAAUGCUCUUCCUUCAAAUCAUCCUCAAUUAGCUUGUUGUUACAGUCAUAUCGGAAAUGUAUAUUAUCAUCUAGGAAAGUAUUCUGAAUCAUUAAUCUCUCAUGAAAAAGCAUUGGAAAUCUAUGGGAAAACGCUUCCGUCUAUUCAUCCUGAUUUGGCUUUUUCGUAUAAUAGUAUGGGUUUAGUUUAUCGUCAAAUGUUGAAAUAUGGUGAAGCACUUUCUUAUCAUGAAAAAGCUUUGCAAAUUUAUGCGAAAGUUUUUCCUUUCGAUCAUCCCGAUUUGGCUUUUUCUCUUCAAAACAUUGCCACUGUCAAAUGUGAUUUGGGUGAUUAUUCGAAUGCACUUCUAUAUCAAAAACAAGCAAUUGAAAUCUAUGAAAGGAAACUAUGUUCGAACCAUCCUGAUCGAAUAUUGGCUUAUGACAACAUUGCCUCAGUUUAUGAGAAAAACAACGAUUAUGAUAACGCUGUUUUCUUUUACGAAAAUAUUAUUAAAAUUUAUCAUGAAGAAGAAUAUCUGAAUGAUAUUCAGUUGGCGUCAUCGCAUAACAAAGUUGGUUUACUUUAUGAGAAAAUGAAUAAGAAAUCUAUUGCUCUUUCCUAUUAUAAACAAGCAAGUCGUUUUUAUGAAAAUUCAAUUGAAUCAUUAAGACAAAUAAGAUCUUCUACUCGUUCUCAUAUGGCAUUGUUCGAUGAAAAUAUCAAGGAUUUUAUAAAAGUGUCUACAAAUGAUGCAGAAGGAAUUGAAUUCUAUCGACAAAAUUCAUCUACAAAUCAUUUAGAUCUCGCAUCAUUAUAUGACAAAAUUGCAUUACUCUCGAAGGCAUUGGAGAACUCUGAUGAAGCUACUUUAUAUUAUUCCAAAGCACUUUCCUCUUAUGAAACAGAAUCACAUCAGAAUCCAUCUGAUAUAAUACAAAUUUAUAAUAAGAUUGGGUUACUUUGUCAGGAAAUGGAAGAUUAUGACAAAGCCAUUCUUUAUUAUGAGAAGAUUUUGGAAGUGUUCAAACAGCCAGAGUCUAACAAUCCAUCGGAUCUAAUGGUAAUUUAUGACAAAAUCGGUUUACUUUAUGAGAAAAUGAAGUGUUAUAGUGAAGCAGCUUUUUAUUAUAAACAAGCCGUUGAAGUGUCCAGAUCAAUAAUAUCUUGGAAUCAGGUUGAUCGAAUUUCAUCAUGGAAUAAGAUUGGUUUAUGCUACGAGAAAACAGGUGAAAGUGAGAAAGCGAUAUCAGCCUAUGAAGAAAUUAUUCAAAUCUAUGAACAAAAGCCAAUUUCGAACUACUCAAGUUUAAUAUUGUUGUACAAAAGAAUUGCCUUACUCUAUCAGAGAAUGAACGAAUUUGCCAAAGCAAUUGAGCUUUACGAAAAAAUCAUUGUGAUUUAUGCAGAAAAAAAGCCUUCAAAUCAUUUGGAACUAACAUCAUCUUACAAUAAAAUUGGUCUACUUUAUGAGAAAAUGAAUGAGAAUGAUAAAGCUCUAUCCUGUUAUGAAAAAUCAAUAUCGUCUUAUGAAAAUGCAAAAAAGAUUUUUGAACAAAGUUUGUCUCGACAUAUUCAUCCGAUAAUCUUAUUUCACGAUAAAGACGAUCUUUCAACUGAAAACCAAAGUGACCAUUCAAGGACACUUUCGUCUUAUGUCAAAACAUUGACACUUCAUCAGCAAACACUUCCUCCAAUUCAUCCGCGUGAUCCAAUAUCAUUUCAUAACGAAAUCAAUCGGUUCUGCGGAGAAUUAACUGACCGCCAGGAAACACUUUAUGAAAGAGCAUUGAACAAAAAACAAAAGCCUUCAAUUGAUCAAGAUUCAGUUCAUUUUCAUAGAACAAUCGGUACGAUGGAUGUAAAUGUACACACGUGUUUAGAAGUUGGUUCGUUAUCUGAAAUUAUCAUUGAUGUCGAUCGACAUGCACCAAAUCGAGAUUAUUCCAAUCGUCGAACAAAGUCAAAACAAAAAAAGAGAAAAUUCUUUAAACGUCAUUCUCGUUUCUCUAAAAAUAAACAAAACUGA
Molecule: messenger RNA, 3855 nt
Organism: Adineta ricciae
Lineage: Eukaryota; Metazoa; Rotifera; Eurotatoria; Adinetida; Adinetidae
Source: the annotation of a GenBank genome assembly